GCAGCGCGUCGCCAUGGAGACGGUUAGUUGUUUCUCUGUGUAUGGGACUGCAGGAGCCUGAAAACAUCUGAACACACACACACACACGGAUUCCUCAGGUCAUGGCGAGGUCAGAGCGCGAUGUCAUCGACUUCUCGGCGCUGGAGAGCGAGCUGCGGGCGGCGGUGGAGUCAGAGCAGCGACACGAGAGAGAGAACGCCGCCAAACUGAGAGCCGUCAGCCAGAGAGGGACAUCCUACAACCAGUUCAGAGACCUGGUGUUGUCGUGCCACCUGAAGCCUCUGGAGAAGAAAGAUAAAGAAGGAGCUCCACGGAAACAGCCCUGGAACCCGGUCGCCCCAGGCAACAAGUGAUGUCUGACCUGUCGCCCUGGGCAACAAGUGAUGUCCAACCUGGUCGCCCCGGGCAACAAGUGAUGUCUAUGAAUUCCAUUAACAAUAACAUCAGUGAAAACUGUUGUGCUGGGAUGUAAACCUGAGAAUCUCCUGAUAUGUUCAGUGUGUUUCUGUAAGUUUCCUGAACAUUUGGAUGCAGUAUAUAUUAUAUUUACAUAUCUGUACAUUAAACCCUUUUGCAUUUGA
Molecule: messenger RNA, 581 nt
Organism: Perca fluviatilis (European perch)
Lineage: Eukaryota; Metazoa; Chordata; Actinopteri; Perciformes; Percidae
Gene: dnaaf19
Product: coiled-coil domain containing 103
Exons: 3
Coding region: 102-353 (83 amino acids)
Biological process (GO): determination of left/right symmetry; epithelial cilium movement involved in extracellular fluid movement; inner dynein arm assembly
Cellular component (GO): outer dynein arm
Source: RefSeq, a predicted model, not a curated record